UUUUUGUUGUUGUUGUUGUUGAAACACGUACAAUCCAAACAAACAAUUGUAAAAUUGAAUUAACACGCAUACAUUGACUGUUGAUGUUUCGUUGUUUGUUUUUGUUGUUUUGCUCAAUCCACGGGUUAGUUUGACUAACCAAAAUCAUCAUUCAUAAUCAAAAAACAACAACGAACAAAAUAAUAAUUAAAAAUCAUCACAUCAUCAUCCUUCAUCAUCAUUUGUAAAAGAAAACUGAAUUUGUAAAUUUAAAAAAUAUAGAAAAUUAUAAAUAAAAUAAAAAUAUAAAAUAUAAAAAAUGACAACACCAACAAAACGUCGUUUGAUGCGUGAUUUUAAACGAAUUCAAGAUGAUCCACCACCGGGUAUUAGUGCUGCACCACAUGAUAAUGAUAUAAUGCGUUGGAAUGCUGUUAUUUUUGGGCCACCAGGUACACCAUAUGAAGAUGGUACAUUUCAUUUAACAUUACAAUUUUCUGAUGAUUAUCCAAAUAAACCACCAUCAGUAAAAUUUGUAUCAAAAAUGUUUCAUCCAAACAUUUAUACUGAUGGUAGUAUUUGUUUAGAUAUAUUACAAACACGUUGGAGUCCAACAUAUGAUGUAUCAGCAAUAUUAACAUCAAUACAAUCAUUAUUAGAUGAACCAAAUCCAAAUUCACCUGCAAAUGCAUUAGCAGCACAAUUAUUUAUGGAAAAUCGUAAUGAAUAUAUAAAACGUGUUUCAGCUAUUGUUGAAUCUAGUUGGAUUGAAUCAGUUGAUAAUGUUAUUGAUGAUCCAUCAAAAUCAUGUCCAUCAACAUCAUCAACAACAUCAUCAUCAUCAACAACGGCUAAUAAUCAAUCAAAUGAUCGAUAAUAAAUCAAAUCAAAAUCUAUCUACAUCAUCAAAUCGACUAACACUAACAUGCAUUUUCAUUUGGAUUGAAUUUCACAUCUUCUCCCCUUUAACCCCUUCCAUACUAAUUGACUGUUUGUUUUUUGUUUCUGUUUUUCUGUUUUUUCAUUUGAUUUGUUUGUUUGUUGCUAAUAUCGUUGUUUAUUCCAAAAAAAAAAAAAAA
Dermatophagoides pteronyssinus (European house dust mite) is the source of this 1058-nucleotide messenger RNA. RefSeq names its product ubiquitin-conjugating enzyme E2 B-like. The record is from RefSeq and is a predicted model, not a curated record. NCBI's taxonomy places the organism in Eukaryota, Metazoa, Arthropoda, Arachnida, Sarcoptiformes, Pyroglyphidae.